GAUGACCUAAAGAGUUUUUGCAACUGCAAAACAUCACACACCUUGGUACAAGACUGACAUGAACUCUAAAUAAAUUCAUGAAAAAGUUAGGUUUUAAGUUAUCAGUUUGGACAAAUAGACCAAUGUGAUCUACAAAACAAGGAUGCUUUGCAUAUACAUUUUUUAUUUGUACCAAUUUAGAUGUAGCAGUUUUUAAAUUGUAAUAAUAAUAAUAAUUUCUAUCCCACAUCUGAUCUGUCUUUCAUCUCGAGAUUGGCAAUCUUAAUUUAAGUAUUCUUGGCCAAAUACUGGCAGUGCUUUGAUAUUGAUGUUGCAUAUAACUUUUAGGCUUCAAAGCUGUGCCUAAAGCUGUGCGUGUGGAAUCAUCCGAGUGGGUGCUCGUGUUCCGUGUUUUGGGGAUACGCUCCCGAGCAGCGACGAAUACCUUCGGCACGACACGCGCACUGCAUUUCCCAAAUCAUUCCCCCCGCGCGCGCGCGCCCCCUGUACGUUCUCUGUUUGGGCCAACCAAUCGGGAGCGCGCGCGGCCGAGGGGCGGGGCCGCGCGGAGGCAGCGCAGGCAGGGAUGAGAAACUUGCCCGGAUAUUUACCUAACUAUACCUGGCUUUUCCGACGAAGCCUGGCCCGCGGUGCUCACAGCGGACGCCGUGGAGGGACAUGAGCCGUCUCUGAAGCGUGACGGCCGAGAAGACAGGCUGGCGAGAUCUGCUCACCUGGAAACUCAGCCCAGGAUGAAUGUCUCCUCUCAGUGACGAACUGAGGACAGGGUGUUUGUCUUGAGAGGGAGGCAGAGUUACCGUGGUAACAGACAUGCCAAAACCGGACCUGCUCUGCCUCGUUCAGCUGCUGGACGGCACCAUCGAGACCUUCAGAGUGAGCAAGCAGGAUGAAGGUGUGGUUCUGCUGGACCUGGUAUGUGACCACCUGGGCCUGCAGGAGAAGCAGCUCUUCAGUCUGCAGAUCAGAGAAUCCAGCACAGCCAUUGCCUCGAUCACGGCCAACACACACUCUCCUAGAUGGUUGGAGCCAGAGAAGCCUCUGAAAAAGCAGAUUAAAGGUCUUGCUUCCCCCUUUUAUCUGAACUUCAGAGUGCGAUUCUUCAUCUCUGAUCCAAACUCUCUGCAGCAUGAGCAGACAAGGCACUUGUACUUCCUCCAAAUCAGGAGUGACAUAAAAGAAGGACGGUUGCAGUGCCCGCUGAGCUCAGCUGUAGUGCUGGCUUCUUACGCCGUGCAGUCGGAGAUGGGGGAUCACUGUCCGUCCCGACAACCUGGUUACCUCUCAAAAUGCCACUUCAUCCCACAACAAGAUGAAGACUUCCUUUCAAAAGUGGAAGAUCUGCAUCCACAACACAAAGGGCUUAAGCAGAGCGAGGUGGAACUGUGUUUUCUCAACACAGCACGGACGCUGGAUUGGUACGGCGUGGAGCUUCAUUCUGCCAUGGACAUCAAAAAUGCACCUCUGAUGGUGGGGUUGACCUCAAAUGGUGUUGCAAUAUUCUGUAAUAUGGUUUGCUCCAACUUCUUUCCUUGGGGGAACAUCAUCAAGAUUUCAUUUAAGAAGAGACGCUUUAUUAUUCACCUGAAACGCAAACACGGGGAAACCCAAAACUGUGAGAUGUCUCUGGUCUUGCCUUGCCCCAAGACUUGUAAGAACCUGUGGCGGUCCUGUGUGGAUCAUCACUCCUUCUUCUCCAACCGCUCGGCCAGGAACCCCAAAUAUAACAACAGCACUAUCCAGUCCUACAAGUCGUUGAUAACGCAACACCUGGGACUCGGCAACAGUAAAACCGACACUAGCAGCGGUCCGGUCUGCCAGCGUGUAGUCGGAGGAAUGGUGUGGAACCCGGUUUUGAGGCGGUCGCUCUCAUCAGAGCAUCUGGAAACCAAGAGCCUGCCCUCCAGAUCGCCCCCAUCCACUCCCAACUGGCGAAGUCCCCGAGUCCGCCACGGGAUUCGUAAACCCCGCCCAUCUUCUAUGGAGCUCUCCACUGAUCUGAAAGACAUGUCAGAGGGGGAGGAUGUCUUCUACACCUACAGGGCGUCUGUGAGCAGCAGCAAGUACAGUGAAGGAGACUCCUCUUCUCAACACCUUUCUGGCCCUUACAAUCAAGAAGCAGAUGGGACUUUGUUGCAGACUGACAACAGUAUAGGAGAGGAUGACAGCUCACCACACUAUGAUAAGGACGGUCUUGGUGACGGUGACUUGAUGCUAAUAUGUAUCACUCCAGACCACGAGGGUAAAUUUGGCUUUAACGUUAAAGGUGGAGUUGAUCAGAGGAUGCCCUUAUCCAUAUCCCACGUUAAACAGGACUCCCCGGCAGGUCGAUCUGAGCCCAGACUCAUGGAGGGGGACCAGGUGGUGCUGAUCAACGGUCGGGACAUUUCUGAGCACACACACACCCAGGUUGUGAUGUUCAUACGAGCCAGCACAGAGUCACACUCCAGACAGCUGGCUUUGCUUAUCAGACGGAAAGGUUCAGGCCGAGCAACGCCCCUGCUGCAGCUACUUCCCUCCCUCACACUCACCAACCAAUCACAGGAAAACACCCCACAGCCCGCUGGCCAUUUCGAGCAGGUCAAGACAUUGGAGGACUCCAUGAGACAGCUGGAGAGAGGAAUACAGUCUGGCACACUGUGCUUCCAUUUUGAGAAUUUAUACAGAAGAAAGCCUGGUCUGUCACUAAACUGUGCCCGUCUUCCUGAGAACCUGGACAAGAAUCGGUACUGGGAUGUUUUGCCCUAUGAUGCUACCAGAGUGGUGCUUGAGGGUCAGGAAGACUACAUCAAUGCUAGCUACAUCACGGUGGCGCCCCCAGAGUCUGGUGUAUGUUUCCGUUAUGUUGCGGCCCAGGGUCCACUACCACAGACCUUCACACACUUUUGGCAGAGUGUGUGGGAGCAACAGACACACACCGUCAUCAUGCUCACAACUCUUACAGAGAGGGGACGGACCAAGUGCCACCAGUACUGGCCCCAUCCACCAGAAGUGAAGGAUUAUGGGCACUUGAGGGUGAAGUGUCACUCGGAGGAGUGUAACCUGGCGUACGUGACCCGACAGUUCACCCUGAAACACACACAGCUGGGCGAGGAGCGAGCAGUCACCCAUCUGCAGUACGUCGCGUGGCCGGACCACGGCGUUCCGGACGACCCCUCCGAUUUUCUGCUUUUCAUCAGCUCAGUGAGGGACAGGAGGACGGGAGAAGAGCCGUUGAUGGUACACUGCAGUGCCGGGAUCGGACGGACAGGUGUUCUGAUCACCAUGGAAACGGCCCUGACUCUGUUGGAUGAGGGCCGGCCGGUGUUUCCGCUGGAUAUUGUGAAAACACUGAGAGAUCAGCGAGGGAUGAUGGUUCAGACCACGAGUCAGUUCCAGUUUGUGUGUGAGGCCAUUCUGCGAGUCUACAAAGAGAAACAGGAAAAGUCCAUUUCAUCUUAACCCAAAUCAUCAUCAGAACCAGACCUGAAACCAGAAACUCCACUCAUAGUAGGCGUCUGACAGAGAGAGCCGCAAAGCUCAAACAGAUUAAACUCCGUCAAGCUUAUGGGACUGGAAUAUGGACUGGAUAAUGAGACUAUAGCAAGCCUCAGAGCACAGCUGUCCGUGGUUUGUGUAGCUAUGUGAAAGCACGACUCUUUCUUUUAGCCAGCUUUUUUUGUUGUUCAAAGUGUGUUAAGCUUAUAGAGGCUGUGGUCUCUGUACACCAGCUGCUAAUUCCUGUACAAGAGGUAUGAAAUGAGGGCGUCUUCUCAUUAAGUGCCUUAGACUGAUGCUUCCCUGUCAGUACGUCCAUCAGGGUAGCCGAGGCAGACCAGGAUUGUUGUAAUCUGUAGUUUAUCUCUUGAAUCCCAAGAGGAGCAAAGCUGACUUUAAAUCACUACAGCGGAUACUGUGUGGUCAGGGGUGGUGCAGCUGCCAGAUGAGCACCAGAUUCAAUGUUAAUCACAUUUAAAUUAUUCAGACAAUAAAUAAACUCACUGAUUCAUA
This is a messenger RNA of Menidia menidia (Atlantic silverside), 3987 nucleotides long. NCBI's taxonomy places the organism in Eukaryota, Metazoa, Chordata, Actinopteri, Atheriniformes, Atherinopsidae. The record is from the annotation of a GenBank genome assembly.